AUGGGUGGCACGGCAAACAUCCGCCGCGAGGCCAAAGCUUCGAGGGAACAAGAGCAACUCGCGAAAACGAAAGCGCAGGAGCACAAAGCGAACGAAGAUGCGAAAUUCAUCGGCUUCGAGAACCCGACGUUAAAACGAGAGAAGAAGAGAGAAGAAGACGCGAAGAGAGAAGACGAAAUCGCGCUGAGGAAAGCGGAGAACAGAAGAAUAGCGAAAAUGGAGGAAGAGGAGAUGAACAAAAUCGGUCAGAAGAAGAGUUCGAGUAGUAAGAAGCUGACGAAAUUCGAAAUCGAACAGAACAAAGCGAUGGAUGCAAAGGCGAGAUUGAAGGCGAAAUUCGCGGCGAAGCGAGAAGCGGAGUCGUACGUCAACGUGGACGAAAUCGAAAACACAAACAAAGCACGCUUUGACGCAGAAAAUAAAGAAGCAGUAAAAGGAGGAGGAGGAGGAACUAUCGACAGAGCGGUCAAGGAGUUGACAGGAUUGGACAUCGCGAAGAAAACGCAACCGGUUUCGAUGAAGGCGGCGUACAAAGCGUUCGAGGAGAGAGAACUCCCCGGGAUGAAAGAAGAACGGCCGGGGUUGAAGAAAAGUCAGUACGACGAGUUGUUGUCCAAAAUGUGGAAGAAAGAUCCGACGAAUCCCGUGAACGUUAAUGCUUUAAAGAACGGCAAAUGA
This is a messenger RNA of Bathycoccus prasinos, 678 nucleotides long. RefSeq lists its product with no specific name. Bases 1 to 678 code for a protein of 225 amino acids. The record is from RefSeq and is a predicted model, not a curated record. Lineage: Eukaryota; Viridiplantae; Chlorophyta; Mamiellophyceae; Mamiellales; Bathycoccaceae. Gene Ontology annotation, molecular function: transcription coactivator activity. The transcript has a single exon. Gene Ontology annotation, biological process: transcription by RNA polymerase II. Gene Ontology annotation, cellular component: nucleus.